AGGCGGCACCGCCCGCUUGAACCGGAACCGCUUGGCGGAGGCCGCCCGGGGCGGCUGCUGCUGCUGCUGCUGCUGCCGCUGCGGCUGCCGCGGUGCCGAGGGGGUGAGGGGGGCCCGCGGGGGCGGAGGAGGAGCGCGGCGGCCCCGCCGCCCGGCGAUGGGGCUGUGCCUCGGCCGGCCCUGCGCCGCCCGGCCGCGCAGCAGCGCUUAGCUCGCCCUCCGCUGCCGCAGCCCUCGCCGCGGGGCUGCCGCCUCGGAUGACCCAGCGGCGGGAGCCGCCGGCGAGUGCAGCCGCAGGGCGCCGCAGCCGCCGCCUCUCCCCAUCCUCCUCCUUGUCCUCCUCCUCCUCCUCCUCCUCGCCCAUGGCCGCCCGCCGCCGCCGCUGCUGCUGCUGCUGCUGCUGACCGGCCGCCCCUCGCCUCCUCCCCGGCCGGGGUGGGCUGGAGCCGCGAAGAUGGGGAACACCACCUCCUGCUGCGUCUCCUCCAGCCCCAAGCUGCGCAGGAAUGCCCACUCCCGGCUGGAGUCCUACCGCCCCGAGGCCGACCUGAGCCGGGAGGACACGGGCUGCAACCUGCAGCACAUCAGCGACCGGGAGAACAUCGACGAUUUGAACAUGGAAUUCAACCCAUCAGAUCAUCCACGGGCCAGUACGAUAUUUCUCAGUAAAUCUCAAACAGAUGGAAAAUUAUUGAGAGAAAAACGCAAGAGUCUCUAUAUAAACCACCAUCCUCCUGGGCAGUUGAGAAGGAAGUACAGUUCCUGCUCCACUAUUUUCCUGGAUGACAGCACAGUCAGUCAACCAAACCUCAAGUAUACCAUCAAAUGUGUAGCUCUUGCAAUAUAUUACCACAUCAAAAACAGGGACACAGAUGGAAGAAUGCUCUUAGAUAUUUUUGAUGAAAACCUUCAUCCCCUUUCGAAAUCCGAAGUGCCACCAGAUUAUGACAAACAUGAUCCAGAGCAGAAACAGAUUUACCGCUUUGUUCGGACGUUGUUCAGUGCUGCUCAACUGACUGCUGAAUGUGCCAUUGUCACCCUGGUAUAUCUUGAAAGACUUUUAACUUAUGCAGAGAUAGAUAUUUGUCCAGCGAACUGGAAGCGAAUUGUACUGGGUGCAAUUCUACUGGCAUCCAAGGUUUGGGACGACCAGGCGGUGUGGAAUGUGGAUUACUGCCAGAUCCUGAAAGAUAUCACAGUCGAAGACAUGAAUGAGCUGGAACGCCAGUUUCUUGAGCUGUUGCAGUUCAAUAUUAAUGUUCCCUCCAGUGUUUAUGCCAAGUAUUAUUUUGAUUUGCGUUCCCUGGCAGAAGCGAAUAACCUGAGUUUUCCUUUGGAGCCCCUCAGCAGGGACAGGGCAUGUAAACUUGAGGCCAUUUCCCGCUUGUGUGAAGAUAAAUACAAGGACUUCAGGAAAUCUGCAAAGAAACGGUCAGUCAGUGCUGACAAUCUGACUGUGGUUAGAUGGUCGCCUGCUAUUAUCUCCUAACAGAGGAGACUGGAAUAUUCCCACGGACGUACUGUUUCAUCCAUCCAAUUUUUUUCGGGGUGGGUUGGGGGGAAAAAAAGAAAAAAGACUUUUGAUUUUUUUAUUUUUGAAUCUGUCGAGCUGCCUUUACAGUGCCUCCCCAUUGUGUAGCACACGAGCAAAAUACCUAGCGGAAGCUGAAAUGGAGAAGUCAAGUGUUUGGGAUAGAAGAUGGGCAACAAUCUUUUUCUCACAUUCACUAACAGCUUUACCCUUUCUAUGAGGAAAGAGCAAAUCAGGUGCUUGGAAGAAGAAACAACAAACGAAGUAGAGGCAGACAAAUAUUUAAGAACUGUGCCAUUUUCCAAUAUGCUGUACUUUGAAGAGAAAUGAACCGUGUAGUCAGAUGACUGUGCACUAGAGGAGUGACUUUGGAGAGUUCCAUCUUAAAGGUUUCUCUUAAUACCUUUCUCAGUUUUUCUUUUUGCAUUCCUCAUUGCUGCUUCCCAGGAUAAAUUCUUCCCCUUGCACAGCAGCAAAUACCAAGUCUGUAUUAACAGUAGCACAAGCCCCUGGAUAAAUAGUGUUGUUUUUUUUCACUGCACUUUUCUCUGUAAGCUGUCUUAUUAGCAUUAUUCUCCAUAAUUAUUAUGCAUAUGUUAUAUUUCUUGUAUGCCUUUUAUUGUAUUUCAAAAGAGAGAACUUGACCAUAGUGCUGAACCAAAAGCAUGUACAGGGAUCAGAAGAUCGUUCGUAAUUUCAUGAUGUGUUUUAUUUAUAGUAUACUUGGGUGCGUGUGCCUUCCUGAGUUCUUGGAAUCACUUCUUUUUCCUUAAUGUAAAGAUACAGUUAUUAAUGUAUUCAGACGAUGAUGAUGAUAAGACUUGGGCCAAAUCUCUGAAAUUUGCAACAGAUCUUGUGAUCCUUUUUGCAGAUUUUCAUAGCAUUAGAAGUUUAGCAGAAUUCAUUUUGAGAAAGCUUUUUUUUUUUUGUAUGGCCUGACUAGUUCAUUCCUUCACCUCCAGGUCCAUUGUUGCAAGCAAUAUUCUCAAUUUUUAUAUGUUUACUUUAAAUCAAAGUGAGUCUGUUUGUAAAAAAUAAAAAAUAAUUAAAAAAAAUGUUCCAGUGAGAAGACCUGUAGAGAGCAGAAGGAAAAUCUUAAGGUAUUUGUCACAAGUAGAUUUUAUUUUGAAGCUAAAAUACAAACCCUCUUUUAUUUUAUUUUGUUUAGCGUAGGUGCUUUUAGAAAUUAAAAAUAACCAAACUGUGAACAUAAUUUUCAACUCUGAUUAUUAAGCUCUUCUGUUGCUGUUACUAGUUCCCUCUUACUGUGGCUGUUGCCCCCUUGGGACCUGUAAGAACCUUUUAUAGAAAAAUAAUUUGUCAAUAUAAGCAUAUUCGCUUUAUAGUGCCCCAGGGUGAUUUUUUCCCUUUUUUUGCACAGUUCAGAAAGAUACGGUUGGAAACUCUCAGUUCUCUGAAACCCUUUCUUUGUGACUACCACUGAAAUGAGUGGCAACAGACGUCCCUGAUUUAUGCACUACUGUGGUAAACCAUAAUGAUUCCAUAUUUGUUUUAUUAAGCCCUAUGGGCUUGUAGCAAACCUAGGGGCCCAGAGAUGCACGCUUCCCUUCAGUGCAAUGGGAAUCAGAUGCCUCCAGAUGGAGGGGUGCUGACAGGAUUGAAGUAGUAAUACCAAACAGUUUUGUGUUAACUUUCUAAUGUGAUCUGUGUAGUUUGAGACAUGAAGGUUUUGUCCGUAAAUUCUCCUGAUGUCCUUUGGGCCUUUCAGAUAUCUAAUUCUCAUCAUUGUUGUGCCAAUGCAUCAGAACUGUGAGCAUCCAAGUCCAUUUUUCCCUUGAACGUGGAAUGUAAGGAAAGUCUUUAUAACAAUACGAAUGCAAAUCAGAGCAUUUGAAACCUCUUUACAGAUAAUAUCAAAAGUAACAUUUUCAACGCAUUUGAAAUUCAUCCUUUAUAAGCAUAAAUUUAGGCUUUAAAAUAUGUAAAAUAUUUUGAUUUAUCAACACUUUGCUAAACUAUUUUCCAUUAACUUGAUAUCAGGAAUAUUGGUUUUAUCCAUUUCUGGGUGAUAGAGAUAUGAACCUUGGAUUAUGUAAAGAUCUCAAUGCAUCUACUAUAAUUUUUGUGAAGUUUAUUAAACUACUUUAAAGAUUGUAUAGUCUAUUUAUUGUAUGUAUGUACAUACAGUCUGAUACUUUAAAAAGUGGAUUCCGUAAAACCUGGCUCAGUCUUGUUUAGACUAUUGAAUAUCGUUUUAGCCUUGUGCACUGGACUCUACCUCUGUAUAGGAGAAUUUUCCAUAUUCUUAAUUAGUACUGAUUCUGUGAUUAACUUGGUUAUGUUUCUUGCACUAAGAAUUAAAAAGAAAAAAAAUCUGCUGUAAGUGUGGAUUUUUUCUUUAGUUCAAGCUCUGUUGUAUGAAUCCUCUACAUUUAAAUGGAGUUUUCUUUCCCUCAUGGUUAUAAAAUAAUUCAUUGUUUUUUCUUCUGGUUUGUUCCAAGUUUGCCAAAAAAAAAUACACACAUAUAUAUAUAUGUAUAUAUAUAGUACCUUACAGUAAAUCUGAAUAAGUGUCGUUUGUUUGCAAGGUACUCUAUACCAUGUAAUUAAAAAUGAAUUAUUAUUUAGGAUUUUUGCACUUAGUGUACGUUUUUUUUAAGCGUUACUGUAUGGAAAACGCCAUUGCAAGAUUAGAGAACCACCCAGGGUGUGAGAACAAGAGGAGAACCAAUAGCAUUUUCAUUAACAGCACAAAUAAAUUGUGGUUUUCAUUUCAGAACCUGAAACGAAAUUUGCUGUAAAUGUUUUCUGGAUUAAGGUUUUCAUUAUGGCUUUGGUCACCAGCUCAAAAGCAAAAAGGUGUAAUAAACCUGUCCCUUCAAGCA
This is a messenger RNA of Anas platyrhynchos (mallard), 4377 nucleotides long. The record is from RefSeq and is a predicted model, not a curated record. NCBI's taxonomy places the organism in Eukaryota, Metazoa, Chordata, Aves, Anseriformes, Anatidae.